GUUUUAGAUGAAAAUCCUGAUGACUGCAAAGUUUUUACUCUGGUCAACUCUUGUGGCUGCAUCAGCAGCACAUUCGAAAGCAGAGGAUGCACGGGAUGUGCAACUAUUUUCUGCUUCCAUCGAGUGUCUUUCCUGUUACAAAACUACAGACGAAGUUAUGUGCGACUUCAACCUGGCAAACAACGGUGAAAGCGCAUAUUCGGUGCUAAAAUGGAAUACACCGCUGAACGACUUAGCCUUGGACGGUCUAACUGUCAGCCGAGACGGGGAAGAGCUGAGUCCACAAGGUAUCAGAAUGAAACGUGAAGAUCCAGCUGCGAGCGAUUUCUUGACCAUUGCUCCUGGAGAAACCGUCUCAUCAAAGUUCGAUCUUUCUUCUGAAUACAACACUACUAAGGCCGCAGAAUACACUGUUGCAGUAGACUUGUAUUUGGAGUAUGUCAAGGGAAGUGUUGGAAGUCCGGAAGAAAGUGAACUAUUUUAUCUUUCUUCUCCUGAUGUUAGUUUCCAAGUAGCUUAAAGAAAUUUCCGU
Messenger RNA from Pocillopora verrucosa, 532 nucleotides. Its product is annotated as extracellular protease-like. The record is from RefSeq and is a predicted model, not a curated record. NCBI's taxonomy places the organism in Eukaryota, Metazoa, Cnidaria, Anthozoa, Scleractinia, Pocilloporidae.